GAAAAACCAGAGUUGCCACGUAAUUACUGAACAAAAAACAUCAUUUUUUCCUCGCAUUGUGCAGCAGUCGAAUAUAUUUAAUUUAAUUUUCUGCAUUUAAAAUAAGGACAGCUAGACAGUGAAAAAUUUCGAAUGGAGCAGAAAGUGCAAUAAAUGUCGGACCACAAAAUGAAUGCCAACUAUAUCGCACGAGCCCUGUGCUAUCAUGGGCAGCCAUUGCAAAAGAUCUGGGACGAUGAACGCGGCGUCGAAGACUUGCGGCGUUUAAAUCUAACACAACCCAAUUAUAGUGUUUAUCAGGAGCGCCAGAAAUACUUCACGUUUCAGGAGCGUGCCAAGCGUUUGAAGAUCCAUCAGUUUCUUGCACGCAAAGCGCCCGAUUUGUAUGACAAACAACUUGUGGGCAAUGUGAUGGAGGAAUCAUGGCUGGCCCAAAUGAGCAAUUGUUUUGUGCCCCAACCGCCCAUCGAGUAUUUCAUGAAUGUUAAGGAUAAGCGCAAGGCGUGGGCACAUCGCAUGGGUGCACUUAAACAGGGUGACAUCAUUUGUGCGACAGUGCAAAAGAUCAUGUCUAAUGCAAAUCGCAUUGUGGUGAAACCUCUGUGCACUGCGGAGCCGCUGCACUUUUAUCUAGCUGAUAUACCGAUUAAGGCCAUAAUCUUUCAAGACCAAUGGGGUCCAUUGCCGCUGGACAAACAGGGAAAUCCACGUCCUUUUGCCGUCAAUGAUUUUAUACGCUGCGAAGUCUGCAAUGUCUCGGCGGAUGUGGAACGUUUAACGCUGGGCAUGUUGGGUUUAUACCAAAAGUCACCCGAUGUCAAACUUGGACUAUGCGAUCUAAACGAUUUCCCUAAAUACUAUGUACAAUUGCACAAUGUGGAACAAUCAAGUGCUUUGCACUAUGAAGAUCAGCUAAAUGCUGCUCUGGAAUUUGAGAAUCCCAAUUAUGAUGUGCUCUUUCAACUUAAUGGACUGCAGCCUCAAGAGAAUUUAACGCUGAUGCAAAAUAUCAAAGUCGGCUUUCCAGAGUCUGACUAUGCGCCCGAGUUGCGACAGAAACAAGCCUCACAAUGGGCAUUUCGCUCCGUGGCUGAUGGCAUUGAGCACUUUAAGAAUGGCCAACAGGUCGAGGCUUUUCAGUGCCUGAACAAGGCCCUAAACAUUGAUCCGCGCAAUGUCGAGGGCUUGGUGGCGCGCGGUGCGCUUUACGCGAAUCGCGGCAGUUUCUUAAAGGGUCUCAAAGACUUUGAAAAGGCGCUAUUGUUGAAUAAAUACCAUGUGAAUGCGCGUAAAUAUAUGGGCGAAACGUUGGUCGCACUCGGACGCAGCUAUGAGGAAGAGAAUCGCCUGCCCGAUGCCAUUAAAGCCUACAGCGAUUGCUUGAAUCUAUUGCCACAGCAUGAGCAGGCACGUAUAUCCCUCGAUGCACUGCAGCAGCGACCAACAGUAGCUGCUGCCGUCGCCUCAAGCGCUGCCUCCUCCAGCUUGUUAACAUCCCUACAAGCGGGCAAUUCAUCGGAGAUGCUUCAUUUACCAUCAAGUAGUGCCAGCGCUACGGUGACAAUUGCCGCCUCCUCGGAUGAUUCAAGCUCUUCGAGUGGCAGUGAGGACAGCGAGGAUCAAUCCGGCAAAUCGCGCAAUCAAUCAUCCUACUUGCCCAUCGAACAGGAUAAACGCGCUGUCAGCGAUGCUCAGGCGGUUAAUGAAUUUAAAUUGGAUGAUGACGAGACCAUGAGCAGUGUGCGCAAACUGUUGCGCGAUGCCAGCAAGCACAAAAAGUCAAAAAAGAAGGGAAAAAAGAAGAAGGACAAGGACAAAGGUCAGAAAAAGAACAGCAAAAAAUCAAAAAGCAAAUCAUCGGACGAAAGUGGAUCGCUGACGGCAACCGAAGCGGCGCUGGAAAUGCUCAAAAAGAUUGAUUACGCCGAGGCAUUCAGACUCGUCAGCACAAGCACCAGCGAUGAUCAACUUAAAUCACAACUCAAACACUAUUUUAAGCGGAAACAACGCUCGGAAACUCCGCCACCACCACCGCCUUCUGCAACAAUAACCACAAACCGCAAACAGCCAUCGUCGAUAUCUGCUUAUGAUGUCAUGAUGGGGCCAAGCACCUCGAAGCAUGCUGCAGCGGCAGCUGCUGCAGCCAACACAGAUGAUGAGCAACCACCGCCUGCGCCCAAAUUCCAUGAUGUCAAACCCAAUAUUCAACAACAGCAGCAACAGAAACUUUCCUUUCAAAUCAAGAAGCGCCCGCUGCAAAUGGACAAAUUUGGUCUGCUGCGCUUGGCCACGCCCCUGAGCUCCCAUUCUCAGAGUCGCAGCCGCAGUCGAAGUAGGAGUCGCAGUCGUUCGCCACGACGUCGCAACAGUCGCAGUCGUUCACGCGGCAGACGUAUUUCAAAACGACGCGGCAGCCCGCGCUCACACAGCCGAAGCCGCAGCAGCCGCAGUCGUAGUCGCAGUCAUUCACGUCUCUCAAGAUCAAGACGACGACGUUCGCCACGCUCACGUUCGCGCAGUCGUAGUCGCAGCUAUUCCCCACAACGUUAUGGCGGUGGAUCGCGCUACAGGGGACGCGGUGGUGGUGCUUGGUUUAAGCCACGCUUUGAGACACGCGACAGACGCUCUCGCUCGCGUUCCUUUGUCCGCGGAGGACGGCGAACGCCUUCACCAUUUGGCUCCAGACGCAGUCCAUCGCCAUUUGCGUCACGUCGCACGCCAUCACCGUUUGUGCCGCGUCGCACACCAUCUCCAUCGGAACGUUAUCGACGCACACGCUCGCGCAGCAUCAGUCCUCGACGUUAUGGAGGACCACCGCGUUACCAGCCACGUGGUCGUGGACGUGGAUAUCCUCGUGGACGUUUCCAGCAUCGCUGGAACAAUUUUGUGGACAACAGUAGGAACAAUGGCAGACGCUAUACGCCCGAGGAGGAAUUGCGGCCACCGGGCGAAGAGGAACCUCUCGUCGAGGAUAUGGAGGCGAUGAUCAAGGAACAAGCACAAAAGGAACGCAAACAGGGUAUUAUCGAAGGCGAUAAGGAUAAGGAUAUAGUAAGAAAUAAACGAGAAGCCACAAAUAACACAUCUAGUGAUACUGCCUAGAAAUGUAGAAAUCCCAAAAACAAAAUCUGUGGAUAUAUCCAGUGUUAAGUUUUUCUCUCCUACUUAUGUACGUAGAAUAUGUAUACUUGAAAAUUCAUUCGAAAUGUAAUAAGUAUCUACCAUCUGCCCCCCAAGCACACCCUUCUCUGAACUAUAUAUAUAAAGCUGCAACACAAACCUGAACACCAAAAUAAAGAAUGCUUUCGAAGCAAUUUGCAUGGUUUGCAUGCAU
Drosophila albomicans is the source of this 3334-nucleotide messenger RNA. RefSeq names its product tetratricopeptide repeat protein 14 homolog. The transcript is spliced from 7 exons. Lineage: Eukaryota; Metazoa; Arthropoda; Insecta; Diptera; Drosophilidae. Gene Ontology annotation, cellular component: mitochondrion; cytoplasm. Gene Ontology annotation, biological process: nucleobase-containing compound metabolic process. Gene Ontology annotation, molecular function: ATP binding; AMP kinase activity; protein binding. The record is from RefSeq and is a predicted model, not a curated record. The coding region runs from base 154 to 3102 and encodes 982 amino acids.